UGGGACAGGGUGGGUUUGGGGAGAUUAAAGACAGGGGGCCCCCCCAAAGUCCUCCCCCCCUUCCUGCUUUGUGUAACGGCAGCGACGCGUUUCCUGCCCCCCCCGGGAAUUAAAAAUGGUUGGAAUUACGCAACGAGGGCGGAGGGUUCGGCAGCGGCAUCCAGGGAUUCCGGAAAGGCGGAAUCCGGGCCGGCUUCGGGGUGUCCCCUGCGUCCCCUCCAAAUCCCUUAUUGGCCCCCCCCCUCAGAGGGAUUUAUUGGGGCGUUUCCUGCCCCCCCCCCGCCCCCAGGGAUUAAAAAUGGUUGGAAUUACACAAUGAGGGAUCACGGGAUCCCGGGAUAGCGGGAUCGGUGGGUAGCGGGAUCGGGGUUUUGGGGUGGCCCCCGUGCCCCCCCAGAUUCCCCCUCACGACGGUGUGGGAGUGCAUUUCUGCCCCCCGCCCCCCGAAUUAAAAAUGGCUGGAAUUGCACAACGAGAGAUCACGGGAUUCCGGGAUUGUGGGGUUGGGGUGCCCCCUGUACCCCCCACCUCACUGAGUUUCCCCGCUUAGGGUUUUAUUGGGGCGUUUCCUGCUUUCCCCCACCCCGAGAAUUACAAGUAGUCGGAAUUACACAAUGAGGCCGGGGGGGUUCAACAGUGGGAUCGAGGAAUUUUGGGAUCAGGCCCUCGCGUGUGGAGGCAUCGCAGGCGGCUCCUCACCCCCGCCAUGGACUGGUUCCACUGCAGCCGCUGCUUCCGCCAGGAUGGCGCCCGGUUCGCCAUCACCAACUGCGGCCACAUCCUGUGCGAGGGCUGUGGGGGCACAGGUCCCUGCCCCGUCUGUGCCACCGCCUGCCGCUACCUGCCCCUAUCCCAGCAGAUGCGCCCGCAGGAGAAGGUUUUCUUCAAGAGCCCGGUGGCCAUCGCCCUCAAGCACCUUGCCCACGUCACGCAGGUGUGGCGGUUCCAGCUGGCACAGGCGCAGCUGCUGCUGGACUUGCAACGGGACCGAGCUCGGUGGGCGCAGGCGGAGCUGGAGAAGGCCAGAGAGGAGCUGGGGGAGAGGAGGAGGGAGCUGGAGUCACUUCGUCGGGAGAACGCGGAGCUGCGCCGCAUUCAGCUCUCCCCGGGCUGGCGCUGGAGCAGCCACAGCAGCACUGCCCGUCCCUCCCCCACACAGUCAGUCACCCCCCAGCCCCGCCAGCAGCUCAGCAGCCAAGUGGUCAGCCGCUCUGCCCCACUGGAGCCCCCCCGGUCUCGCAGCACCCCAAGAUGGCAGGUGGGUGUAGCCUACAGGGAUGCAGGGACCCCUCUGGCCUCCAGCGUGGUGCCCCCCCUGGCUGGGAGAAGAGAGGGGCAGGGCUCUGCUCUGCGGCCGGCGAGGGGCGAGCGCUCCCAGUGGGAUCCCAACCCACAGCCAUAAAUGACAAAAGAAGGGACCCGCGGCUCCCGGACAGGAGCUCCGGGGCUUCCCACUGGCCCUGGAGAUGGCCGGGGG
Messenger RNA from Corvus hawaiiensis (hawaiian crow), 1477 nucleotides. It is a transcript of the gene RNF212B, whose product is annotated as ring finger protein 212B. Bases 707 to 1402 code for a protein of 231 amino acids. The transcript has 12 exons. The record is from RefSeq and is a predicted model, not a curated record. Gene Ontology annotation, molecular function: SUMO transferase activity. Lineage: Eukaryota; Metazoa; Chordata; Aves; Passeriformes; Corvidae. Gene Ontology annotation, biological process: protein sumoylation; homologous chromosome pairing at meiosis; reciprocal meiotic recombination. Gene Ontology annotation, cellular component: synaptonemal complex.